UCGUGGAAAGUUCGUGCGCGUGAUUGCUCGGACGUUGUACGAUUCCACGCGCACAUUGCUUGCGAAUUUUUUUCCACGAUCGCUGUACGCUCUUUCGCUGUGUAUACAACAUGGAUCUACCGAGUGUAGACGCGUCACAACCGAAGGCUAUAAGAAUGGCAGGAUCGGCGGAAAGCGAAAGCGGACCAGAAGUACAUGAUGAGUCACUCUUCGGCGUCUUGGACAUAUUGUUGAUCGUCGGUCUUUUCUUAGCGGCAGCAUGGUGGCUCCUGAAAAGAAGAAAGCGGGAAGAAAUCACGCCAUCAACGAAAUCCUAUUCUAUCCAACCGACGUCAUUCGCCGCGGUACCACCAUCGGAAAAUUCUUUUAUCAAGAAGCUGAAGACUUCCGGGCGGAGUCUGGUUGUCUUUUACGGCAGUCAAACGGGUACUGCUGAAGAAUUUGCUGGGCGUCUUGCCAAAGAAGGCAUCAGAUACAAGAUGAAGGGCAUGGUGGCUGAUCCCGAGGAAUGCGACAUGGAGGAGUUGGUACAUUUGAAAACUAUUCCAAAUAGUUUAGCAGUGUUUUGCUUGGCUACGUACGGAGAAGGCGAUCCCACCGACAACGCAAUGGAGUUUAUUGAAUGGCUCAAGAACGGUGACGGUGAUCUCACAGGAUUAAAUUACGCGGUAUUCGGGUUGGGUAAUAAAACCUAUGAACACUAUAAUGAGAUUGGAAUAUAUGUGGAUCACAGAUUGGAGCAGCUGGGUGCUACGCGCGUGUGCGAGUUGGGGCUUGGGGAUGAUGAUGCAAACAUAGAAGAUGACUUUAUUACGUGGAAAGAUAAAUUUUGGCCGGCUGUUUGUGAAUUCUUUGGCAUCGAAGGCGCUGGUGAAGAUGUUAGUAUUCGACAGUACAGACUUACGGAACACGUAGAUCUACCAGCCGAACGCAUCUACACUGGAGAGAUCGCUCGUCUUCAUUCCUUUACGAACCAGAGAAUACCAUAUGAUGCGAAAAAUCCAUUCUUGGCUCCUGUGAAAGUGAACCGCGAAUUACAUGGUCCAACAUCUGACAGAUCAUGUAUGCAUAUAGAAUUCAAUAUCGAAAAUACCAAAAUGCGUUACGAGACUGGUGAUCAUUUGGCUGUCUAUCCUGUGAACAACACAGAGUUGGUGAACAAAAUUGGUGAACAAUGCGAUGCAAAUUUGGAUACUGUUUUCACCCUUACGAAUACAGACGAGGAAUCCUCGAAGAAGCAUCCAUUCCCUUGUCCUUGCAGUUACAGAACUGCUUUAACACAUUACUUAGAUAUUACAAGUAAUCCGCGCACGCAUGUCCUCAAGGAAUUAGCAGAGUAUACGACCGAUCCCGUAGAUAAGGAGAAGCUAAAAUUGAUGUCAUCGACCAGCGCAGAGGGCAAGUCUGCUUAUCAGCAAUGGAUAAUUCAAGAGAAUCGCAAUAUUGUGCAUAUUUUGGAGGAUAUUCCCAGCUUAAAGCCACCACUAGAUCAUCUGUGCGAGAUUUUGCCGCGAUUACAAUGUCGAUACUACUCAAUAUCUUCGUCUCCGAUGGUUCAUCCAACUUCGAUUCACAUUACGGCAGUAGUGGUGGAGUACAAAACACCGACAGGUAGAAUAAAUAAAGGCGUGACGACCAGUUGGUUGAAGGAAAAACAUCCUUCCAAUCCACUUUGUCUUGUUCCAAUCUUUGUAAGAAAAUCUCAAUUUCGCUUGCCAACGCAUCCGAGUACCCCUAUCAUUAUGGUUGGUCCAGGAACUGGUUUAGCACCAUUCAGAGGCUUUAUACAAGAGCGGGAAUUUGUUAGGAAAUCAGGUAAAACGACAGGCGACACGAUACUGUACUUUGGAUGCAGGAAAAGCCAAGAGGACUAUCUCUAUCGUGAAGAAUUAGAGCAAUAUGUGAAGGACGGCAUUUUAAUAUUGCACACCGCGUUCAGCCGGGAGCAAUCGCACAAAGUCUACGUCACGCAUUUACUCGAGGAGAAUAAGGAGGAAAUAUGGCGUGUUAUUGGCGAACAAAACGGACAUAUCUAUGUUUGCGGGGAUGCAAGAAACAUGGCGCGCGACGUACACAACAUUUUGCUCAAAGUGGUGAUGGAACGUGGUAAUAUGUCAGAACUUGACGCUGCAAAUUAUAUUAAGAAGAUGGAGUCACAAAAGCGAUACUCUAGUGAUGUUUGGAGUUGAGCCAUAUUAAUUACACUAUAGAGAAAUACACAGAAGCAUUUUUUUAAGUGCGAGAGCCUGCUUGAUUCAGUAAAGCGACGGAAUGGUAGUAAUGACAUUCACUCAAAUCACUUAUCAUUUUCUCUAUAAUCAUUUAAUAAUUUUCAUCCGAUGAGUUUUAUUCUGCCAUUAUGUCCUGCCGAAUAGAAUAAUUGUAGUUAAAUUAUAUUCGAUAGCCAGAGCUAGCAUUGCAU
Messenger RNA from Cyphomyrmex costatus, 2422 nucleotides. It is a transcript of the gene Cpr, whose product is annotated as Cytochrome P450 reductase. Gene Ontology annotation, biological process: response to hormone. The transcript is spliced from 11 exons. The coding region runs from base 111 to 2189 and encodes 692 amino acids. Gene Ontology annotation, molecular function: FMN binding; NADPH-hemoprotein reductase activity; flavin adenine dinucleotide binding. The record is from RefSeq and is a predicted model, not a curated record. NCBI's taxonomy places the organism in Eukaryota, Metazoa, Arthropoda, Insecta, Hymenoptera, Formicidae. Gene Ontology annotation, cellular component: cytosol.